Molecule: messenger RNA, 2585 nt
Organism: Pyrus x bretschneideri (Chinese white pear)
Lineage: Eukaryota; Viridiplantae; Streptophyta; Magnoliopsida; Rosales; Rosaceae
Product: SPX domain-containing membrane protein At4g22990
Exons: 11
Coding region: 292-2391 (699 amino acids)
Biological process (GO): transmembrane transport
Cellular component (GO): membrane
Molecular function (GO): transmembrane transporter activity
Source: RefSeq, a predicted model, not a curated record
ACAUUGACUCAUUCACUUACACUCUUCUCUCUUUCAGUUAAACACUUAAAGAGGAGAACUCCACACCACACACAGAUCCUCUCUUCAUUAGAUUCUUAUCGGAAUCCGUUUCCUGGAACCUUUCUCAUGAUUCUGGACUUCCAUUCCCACGCAUAUAGGUUCUUGCCUUUUCGGCUUUCCCCACAAACUUCAAUUCUUUCAAAUCGAAUCCAUUUCGAUAUUUUUUUUUGCCAAAACAUAAAGGUGUGUGGUAGAUGAACUAUUUGGGAUUUGUUGCAUUGAAUCUGAAAGAUGGUCGCCUUCGGGAAGAAGUUGCGAGAAUCGCAAAUUCAAGAAUGGCAAGGAUGCUAUUUGGACUACAAGUUAAUGAAGAAGAAACUCAACCAGUAUACUCAACAAAUUGAAGUUGGAACACAAAACCAUCCCCAUGUUCUUAAAGACUUCUCAAGAUUGCUCGAUAGCGAGAUUGAAAAGAUUGUCAUGUUUAUGCUGGAACAACAAGGAGUGCUUGCAAGCAGGUUAUCUAGUCUUGGAGAACAAUAUGAGUCUCUCAUACGACAAGAUGCUGAUAGAGAGAGAAUUUCUCAACUGCAAGAAGCAUACAGAUCAGUUGGACGCGAUCUCUUAAGAAUCCUAUCUUUUGUUGAGAUGAAUGCUAUCGGUCUGCGUAAGAUAUUGAAGAAGUUUGAUAAGCGGUUUGGCUAUAAAUUUACAGAUUACUAUGUCAAAACUCGCGCAAAUCAUCCUUAUUCUCAGUUACGACAAGUUUGCAAGCAUGUGGGUAUCGGAGCUGUUGUUGGAGCCAUAUCUCGCAACCUUGCGGAUCUUCAAGGAUUUCAACAGCAAUAUGAGAACUACAUAUCAAUAUAUGAUCAACCUGCUUUUUCUCACCCGGAUCCUGUCGUUAAUUCUCUAAGGGCAGCGGUGAACAGGUUGUCAAAUUCAACAAGUUUCCUUCAUUAUUUGGGAAAACAUGCACUUCUCAUGGAGGAGGAUUUACCAAUUCUAUCCGGGGAUCAGGCUGAUGACAGCAAAUAUCAUUUCAUGUCACUCAUCUUAAACUUGGCAAACACAUUUCUGUAUAUGGUUAAUACAUAUAUAAUUGUCCCAACAGCUGACAAUUACUCCAUGACCCUCGGAGCUGCGGCAACUGUCUGUGGUGUUGUGAUUGGAUCGAUGGCGGUUGCCCAGAUCUUUUCUUCAGUUUAUUUUAGUGCCUGGUCAAAUAGAUCAUACAUGAGACCACUCAUAUUUAGCAGCAUCAUUCUUCUGGUGGGAAAUACUUUAUAUGCUCUAGCUUAUGAUCUUAAUUCCAUAUCAGUACUUCUGAUUGGUCGAUUAUUCUGUGGGUUAGGUUCUGCAAGAGCAGUUAAUAGGCGUUACAUCAGUGACUGCGUACCCCUGAAACUGCGAAUGCAGGCUUCUGCUGGUUUUGUUAGUGCCGGUGCGCUUGGAAUGGCAUGUGGUCCUGCUCUUGCUUGUUUGUUCCAAAGAAAUUUCAAGAUUUAUAAGUUGACAUUCAAUGAAGACACAUUACCUGGUUGGGUAAUGGCUCUCGCGUGGCUCAUCUAUCUGUUGUGGUUGUCAAUCUCUUUCAAAGAACCUUCUCGUGCUCCAGAAGUGCCACGAGAAUCUAAUUCUGGGAAAUACGUAAAUAUUUCUGUGGAGAAUGGUUCUACACAACCGUUCCUUACAAACUCCAAAGCAAAGGAAAAACUUGAAGAUAGAGACACAGAUGGUGAGGAUGCCGAGGAAGAUGCUGUGCAAAUUCAGAAACCAGUCAAUUCAAUUGUGUCAGCAUAUAGACUACUAACCCCUUCAGUCAAGGUUCAACUAUAUAUCUAUUUCAUGCUCAAAUACGCAAUGGAGAUUGUGCUCGCUGAAUCCAGUGUCAUCACUGGAUAUUAUUUUGUUUGGUCAACUAGUAGUGUGGCAGCCUUUCUUGCAUGUCUUGGGUUAACAGUGCUUCCAGUGAACGUUGUUAUUGGAAGUUACAUCAGCAACAUGUUUGAAGAAAGGCAGGUUUUACUGGUAUCGGAGAUUUUGGUAUGCAUAGGUAUACUACUAAGCUUUCACGUAUUGAUCCCUUACUCCGUGCCUCAAUAUGUCGGCUCGGCGCUUUUAACAUUCGUGGCAGCUGAAGUCCUCGAAGGUGUGAACUUAUCACUCCUAUCUCGUGUCAUGUCAUCGAGGCUUUCUCGGGGGACUUACAAUGGCGGACUGCUUUCAACCGAAGCAGGAACCCUAGCUCGGGUAAUCGCAGAUGGAACAAUAACCAUAUCGGGGGCUUUGGGCGAAAGCAAGCUCUUGAACACCACCUUAGUUCCUGCACUCUUCAUCUGUAUCACUUCCGUUGUUGCCACCUGCUUCACCUACAACUCUCUCUACUAAUUUCCAUCCCUCUUCUCUUAGUACAAUGGAACUCUACACCUUCUGAGUAUUAAACCAAUGCCAACAAUGCUUUUUUAUUGGUGGUGUUUACAUGAAAAGUGAGGACUUGAAUCUCUUGCAAUAUGUUUUUCAAGUUCUCAAAAUGUUGUAGCAGCUUAAUAUAAUAACACAACAGACUUUAUUACAUGCCCAAA